AUGCAGCGCUCUCUCGUACGCCUCUCUGGCGCUACCGCCGUCGCAGGCACUCCCUCACCGUACUGCUGGGUCAACCCCGCCCAACCGGGCCCCUCGAGCGCGAUCAAGGACAACAUCAGCUACUCCGGCGCACCGACCACUUGCGGCUCGGACAUUCUCGACGGCUAUGUCCCGCCAUACGACGCUACGUGCGUGCGCCGUCUCGUCGACGCCGGUGCGCACAUCAGCGGCAAGACCAAGCUCGAUGCGUUCGGUAUGGGCAGUGCGAACCUGCACAUGCGUCCCGACUGGGGAGUACCGCACAACCCUGCUGGGCCAGAAGGCUCGAAACCGCGCGUGACGGGUGGAAGUAGUGGUGGUUCAGCCGCCGCCGUUGCAGAUGGCAGUUCUUGGGCUGCGCUUGGAACAGACACUGGCGGCAGUGUACGACUGCCUGCAGCCUACUGCGGCGUCGUCGGCCUGAAACCCUCUUACGGUCUUGUCUCUCGGCACGGCGUCAUCGCCUACGCCGACAGCCUUGACACCGUCGGUGUGCUCGCUGGCAGCGUCUCGGACGUCGAGGCCGUGUUCGACGUCAUCUCCGCCCCGGACGAGCACGACAUGACGUGUGCGUCAGCCGAGCGGCGGUCUUCCCUCCCCGACCCGCCCUCCUCGCUCAAAGGUCUCCGUAUCGGUCUCCCGAUCCAGACCCACGCCAAGGGCUGCGAGCAAGUCGACCCCUCCCUUCUCGAGUAUCUGCGCAGCGAGGGCGCGACCCUCGUCGCGCUCACGAUGCCCAGUCUCCGCCUAGCCCUGCCGGCAUACUACGUCCUGUCUGCGGCGGAGGCGGCGUCGAAUCUAGGCCGUUUCGGGGGAUCGUGGUACGGCCCCUCUGCGCCAGAUGUGGAGGGAGAGAGCGGGGCAGAGCGGCGCAAGCGCCUGCGCACAGAGGGUUUCGGGGAGGAGACGCGCAAACGCAUCCUCGCCGGCACAUAUGCGCUGACAGCUGACGCGUUCCGCAACUCGUACCUCAAAGCUCUGCAUCUCCGGCGGCAGGUGCAGGCCGAUUUUGAGCAUGUGUUUGGCGGCGUCGAUGUGAUUCUGACCCCGACGGCGGUGGGCAUUGCUCCCCGCGUCGAUGGGAAGGACGCAGAGGGCGUCCCCGGAGCUGAAUACCUCCAGGACGUGCUUACCGUGCCCGCCUCACUGGCCGGACUGCCCGGCAUGUCCGUCCCGAGCGGAACGAGGGAGGGCUGGCCCGUGGGUACCUCCGUCACGGGGCCUUGGGGCAGCGAGAAGACCGUAUUCGAGCUCGGACGGGGCAUCGAGCGAUGGAGGCAGCAGAGUUGA
Messenger RNA from Trichosporon asahii var. asahii CBS 2479, 1329 nucleotides. Its product is annotated as glutamyl-tRNA(Gln) amidotransferase subunit A (Glu-ADT subunit A). Gene Ontology annotation, biological process: glutaminyl-tRNAGln biosynthesis via transamidation; mitochondrial translation. The record is from RefSeq and is a predicted model, not a curated record. Gene Ontology annotation, molecular function: glutaminyl-tRNA synthase (glutamine-hydrolyzing) activity. The transcript is spliced from 4 exons. Gene Ontology annotation, cellular component: mitochondrion; glutamyl-tRNA(Gln) amidotransferase complex. NCBI's taxonomy places the organism in Eukaryota, Fungi, Basidiomycota, Tremellomycetes, Trichosporonales, Trichosporonaceae. The coding region runs from base 1 to 1329 and encodes 442 amino acids.